AUGAAAGCACAUUCUGCUGUCAGGGCUGGGCACUUUUUAGUCCUGCUCUGUCUUGUGGCGGCGGAAGGCAAAAAGUCGCCUGCAGGGAAGCAGAGCUGCCGAAGAGGACUCCUCUCCCAAGUGACUGAGAACCUGUACCUCAAGGCAGCCAGUUUGAAAUCAGCUGUUCCUAAGGACCUCAUCAAGAACACAAGGCUGCUUAAAAAGACAACGAAGAUGCUGUUUAUGACAAACUGCAGUGUUCGGGAUCAGCUCCUCUCCUUCUACGUGAGGAACGUUUUCAGUCACCUUGGAGGAAGAAGUGACAAGUUGUAUGUCAUCAGUGCCUUCCAGGUCCUGCAAGCAAACAUGAAUGCUUGUCAUCCAUGUGCUCCAUCAACAAGGCUAUCUGCUGCAGUCAGAAGGUUAAAGAAAACAGUUCUUAAGCUUGGAGAGAGAGGAAUCUACAAGGCCAUCCACGAGCUGGACAUUCUUCUGCCCUGGAUACAGGCCUACAUACAAGCUAUUGUAUGA
This is a messenger RNA of Pogoniulus pusillus (Red-fronted tinkerbird), 513 nucleotides long. RefSeq names its product interleukin 26 (gene IL26). NCBI's taxonomy places the organism in Eukaryota, Metazoa, Chordata, Aves, Piciformes, Lybiidae. The transcript has 5 exons. Bases 1 to 513 code for a protein of 170 amino acids. The record is from RefSeq and is a predicted model, not a curated record.